Salvia splendens (bonfire salvia) is the source of this 1513-nucleotide messenger RNA. RefSeq names its product wax ester synthase/diacylglycerol acyltransferase 3. The transcript is spliced from 5 exons. Gene Ontology annotation, molecular function: diacylglycerol O-acyltransferase activity. The record is from RefSeq and is a predicted model, not a curated record. Gene Ontology annotation, cellular component: plasma membrane. NCBI's taxonomy places the organism in Eukaryota, Viridiplantae, Streptophyta, Magnoliopsida, Lamiales, Lamiaceae. Gene Ontology annotation, biological process: triglyceride biosynthetic process. Bases 1 to 1386 code for a protein of 461 amino acids.
AUGGAGGGUGAAGAAGAAAUAUUGGAGCCAAUGAGCCCAAGUGCUCAAUACUUGAGGAGCUCUGCGUUAUCACUUACAAUCUUAGGAGUUUUGGAAAUUGAAAAUGAAAUUGAUGAUUCAAUGACUAUGUCUCUCCUCAAAGAUAUUUUCUUGCCAAUAAACCCUCGUUUCUCCUCCGUUAUGGUUAGUAACAAGAAAGGAGAAAGGAAAUGGAAGAAGGUAGAGGUGAAUGUGGAAGACCACAUCAUCGUCCCAACUUUCCCUGGUGGCAUGUCGGUGGACUACUACGACGAAUGUUUCAACGACUACUUGUCGAAAAUAGCGGCGGAACAACUCCCAUUGCAUCAACCACUUUGGGAAAUCCACAUACUCAAAUACUCUACCAAGAAUGCAGCGGGCAACGUGAUCUUCAAGCUCCACCACUCUUUAGGCGACGGCUACUCCUUGAUGGGAGCCCUCCUCUCCUGCCUCCGAUGUGCGGAUGAUCCCUCGAUGCCAUUGACAUUUCCGUGGGUACGUACCAGAAUCCGUCACAAAAGCUGCUUUUUGCGACGGAUUCCUAGGUUUUUUACCAGCCUUGUUCACACGGCUUGCGAUUUUGGGGGUAGCCUCUUAAAGAGCACCUUCAUGGAGGACGAUAACUCGCCAAUUAGAUCGGGAGCCGACGGUGUGGAAUUCCGGCCGAUCGCGACCGCUACAACCACUUUUUCUAUUGACCAGCUCAAGCAAAUAAAGAGCAAGCUCAAUGUGACUAUUAACGACGUCAUAACUGGUGUGAUAAUAUUGGGGACUCGACUAUACAUGCAAAAAGCAGAUGAAGAAUCAAUUAAAUCAAAGACAACAGCCCUAGUCUUGCUCAACACUAGAGCUAUUGGAGGCUACAAAUCAAUAGAUGAGAUGAUCAGACCUAAUUCGGACUCACCAUGGGGCAACCGGUUCGCUUUCUUACAAGUUCCUCUGCCUAAAUUGACUAGGGCCGAGCUUCUCAACCCGCUUCAUUUUGUCAAAAAAGCUCACCGGAUCAUCAAGAGACAGAAGAACUCUCCCGCGGUUUACCUAACUGGGCAGCUUCUUCGUUUUAUUACAAUGGUUAGAGGUCACCAGGCAGCGUCUCGACACAUCCUUGGAACAUUAAAGAACACAAGCAUGGCGAUAUCGAAUUUGGUCGGGCCCAUAGAACAAAUGACGUUGGCCAAUAACCUUUGUAAAGGACUAUACUCCGUCGUUGCAGGGACACCUCAGAGUCUAACGAUAACAAUGAUAAGCUAUAUGGGAAAUAUGAGGAUUGCAGUGACAACAGAGAAAGAUUUCAUUGACCACAAUGAAAUGAUGUCAUGUAUCGAAUUUGCCUUUGAUGUUAUCUAUAAAGCUGCCCUUGAAGCUUAAACUACAUUUAUCUAUACAUACACAUACAUGAAAGAAUAUUUGUAUGCAUUGAAAUAUUGGGGAUUUUAUGUGUUUAUUAGUGUUUGAUACUACUAUUAUAUAUACAUUGAAAAAUUGGGGAUCAAAA